UUUCCUCGUGGAUGUAUACAUACUAGCUGAAUACCCAGUUCUCAGUCGACUGAAACAUGUCUAAACUACAGUCGUUUCGUGUGUUUUUAAAUGAGCGUUUAACCGCGGCAGCUGUGGAGAUUUUCGGGGCAGUUGAAGAAACGGUAGCGGAGUACCGCGAGGAGAAUGAUCCGCUACGGAGACUGCUGCGGAUCACACCGGAGAUAAAACUAUGUAGAAUAGACUCCCUGCAGCUCUCUCUCACUGUCUCUGAAGAGGGGGUUCUCCCUGAGCAGCAGCACUGUGAGCAGGAGUGGAGCCCCAGUCUGGGGCAGGAGAACCCAGAGCUUCCACAGAUUAAAGAGGAACAGGAGGAACUCGGGACCAGUAAGGAAGAAGAGCAGCUUCAAGGUCUGGAGGCUGAUAUCAAAUUCACUCCUUCCUGUGUGAAAAGUGAAUGUGAUCAGGAGGACCCACUUCAGUCCAUGACUCUUCCCCAAACCCAGACUGUGGAGAACAGAGAGCGUGACCCUAAACAAGUGGAUCUCACACCUUUUGUUACUGUGACCCACGUUAAGGGUCUCUACAUUCCCUGUGACCCUCCAGAUAAUCACAAUGGUGCCUCCAGCCAAUGCUCAGCCGUAAGCAGUGACCCAGUAGGACUUCACAGCAACCCGCCAUUGGAUCCCAGCUCACCAUUGGAUCCAAACCCAUCAAUAGGUGAACACUGUUCCAAACCCAGCACCACGUCUAGAAAAACUCACCACUGCCGUGAUUGUGGUGAAAUGUUUGCUCUGAAACCUGACCUGCAGAGGCAUGUGACUCUCUCCAAGAAGAGACUCAGUGAAUGCCGCUUCUGCAGAAAACGCUACAACUCCACCUGUAAACUGAAGGCCCAUGUCAGCCUCUGUCACAGUGGGAAACCCUACACCUGCCCUGUUUGUAGCAAGACCUUCAAACUCAAAGGAGAUCUGUCCAAGCACAUGAGGAUUCACACAGGGGAGAAACAAUUUAAGUGUGGCGACUGUGGGAAAAGGUUCAAUCGUAAGGAACACUUAACAGUGCACAUGGUGACUCAUACAGGAGAGAAACCAUUUAGCUGUGAUGCUUGUGGGAAAAGCUUCAGUCACAAGGGGUCCCUAAAGAAGCAUACAUUGACUCACACAAGAGAGAAAUCAUUUAGCUGUGGUGACUGUGGGAAAAUGUUCAAUCACAAGGAACACUUAGCCAUACACAUGGUGACUCAUACAGGAGAGAAACAAUUUAUCUGUGACGACUGUGGGAAAAGCUUCAGUCACAAGGGGUCCCUAAAGAAGCAUACACUAACUCACACAGGAGAGAAAUCAUUUAGCUGUGGUGACUGUGAGAAAAGGUUCAAUCGCAAGGAACACUUAACCAUACACAUGGUGACUCAUACAGGAGAGAAACAAUUUAUCUGUGACGACUGUGGAAAAAGCUUCAGUCACAAGGGGUCCCUAAAGAAGCAUACACUAACUCACACAGGAGAGAAACCAUUUAGCUGUGGUGACUGUGGGAAAAGCUUCACUCAAAAGUCUAAUUUUCUGACGCAUGUGAAAAACAUCCACAAAGGCGGCAAACAGGAUGAAAACUGAAAGAAGAAAGAAAAUUAGGACAAAGAUAUAUUUAGUCACAAGAUCAGGAUGUGGACAAUAUUCUGAAUGAACUAUGAAUGUGUCAAGGACUUCUGAAAUUCUACAGAAUUUGUGGCCCUGCAGGAAGAUCAGCAUAUCACAAAUCCAGAGGUUGUCAGUUCAAAUCCCAGGUUGGGUCAUAUUGAAAAGUCUACUAAGUGAUUAUGUCAAAUGUAAUCAUAUUGUCAUUGAGUACCUUUUUUUCUUUCUUUUUUACACCAGUUUUGCUAAACAGUGUAUUACUAACCUUAACAGAAUACAUGGUUCCAAAUAAAAUACAAUUGUAUUGGUCACA
Salvelinus namaycush (lake trout) is the source of this 1926-nucleotide messenger RNA. Its product is annotated as zinc finger protein OZF-like. The transcript has 2 exons. Bases 57 to 1592 code for a protein of 511 amino acids. The record is from RefSeq and is a predicted model, not a curated record. Gene Ontology annotation, molecular function: DNA-binding transcription factor activity; RNA polymerase II cis-regulatory region sequence-specific DNA binding. NCBI's taxonomy places the organism in Eukaryota, Metazoa, Chordata, Actinopteri, Salmoniformes, Salmonidae. Gene Ontology annotation, biological process: regulation of transcription by RNA polymerase II.